CGUUACCGAAGCGCGGUUCUCCAAAGGACCAAGAGGCACGAAGGAGUCGUCUGGCCAACAUUCCCAGGAGCCGUUUCAACUAACCCGUUUCGCCGCGGUUCUCCAACGCAUCAAGAGGCACGCUUACGCGUCUGGCCAACAAGGCUCGGAGCCGGCAUCCGUUGCCAACAAAUCCAAAAUGUAUACUCCCCCCGGAAACGGUGUACGAGUACCCUAGGCGCUCCGAACCCACGCAUCCAUAUGUUUUACUUCCCCUCUUGUACAUAAUUUUUGAUCUUUUGAUCCGUGCCCUUGGCGCCUCAUUCGGGCAGCCUGCACGUGCACGUUAAAUAUCCAGUGCUCACACACACACACACACUCUCGUGCAAGCGUGACCCUCGACAACUACGACUGCAGAGAGGGCGAACUGGCCGCCCCACUAGCCUAUCGUUUCCCACACAUCUGCACAUGUCCUGGGCGGAAAACACCAGAAUGACUCGCUGUAUCUUUUGCCACGUGAAGGUUCAACACCCAGGAAUCCGAUUUCUACUCCGAACCCAUGCAGCAGAUCGUGCCGCUGCAUUAUCACAUUCCCACCUUUCACUAGUACUGAAGCAUUUAUUCUGGACUUCCACACCAGCGAAUGCCAGUCACCCGAAGAUGUUCUUUCGGUUCUCAUUCUCAACUUCAUUCCUUUCUUUAUUCUCAUCUUCGAGCUCUCUCUCUGUCCUGGUGCGAAAUUCUGGUUGCCUGGAGCACGUCCCAUUCACCCCACCAUCGUUGUCUUCACGCACCGCGAUCGCAUUGAGCCAUGUCCAUGUGUCCAUGUGUCCAUGUGGCCGUUCCCGAUUCAUUCAUUUUGGCUGCGUAAAUCUCGGUGUUUAUGUAAAUAAACCGUGGGGAACGCGAAAAGUACGUCUUUGGUUAUGUAAUUCGAAUUGAAUUCGCGUGUUCUCCUGUUCUCCUGUUCUCAUCAUGUAGCUUGCGUUUUUUUAUCUCAAGUUUGACGGUCUAACGACUCCGGGACCGAUGCGUCCUAAGACCAGCGCGCGCCCAGUGCCAUCCAACACACUGCGCAUGUUUGGAACCGAAGAGAAAGCAACCCACGUAUCUGACUUAGAAGAUGUGUGCAUUCGCUCGGACCAGAAAGGAUCAAUUAUUCACGCACGAAAAGUUGUGAAUACUACACACUACAUUGCAUUGAACGGGGAGCACAUUAGAAUGACUGAGACAACAUAACUUGGUAGCUUUCGGGACGCAGGGCAGCGAUCACAUCAGAUAACCAGCGAGCGCUCACCAACUCCAAGAUUCGGCCUUUUCACCCCAGAAAAGUGGUUUCUGUGCAAGGC
Molecule: messenger RNA, 1328 nt
Organism: Cantharellus anzutake
Lineage: Eukaryota; Fungi; Basidiomycota; Agaricomycetes; Cantharellales; Hydnaceae
Exons: 1
Coding region: 448-921 (157 amino acids)
Source: RefSeq, a predicted model, not a curated record